CAAACUCGGAAAUUUAGGUCUGCUCGUCUUCAACGUCAACGACGACGACAGUCGAUUGUUGUUCGUGCUCCUCUUAAUUUUUUCCAUCUCUGACCAAAUUCAUAUAAUGUCUGGGAGACCAACAGGCAAACCAGAUCUUUCUGGCUACAACUAUGGUGCCAUUUCAUCCCUUGUCUUGACCGCUGAUAGGUCUGCUCUGCCCAGGAGAGACAGAGAACCCGAUGGUGCCCCUACUUCCCUCGCAGGGCGGAUUGACCCUCGCGAGAUGGGCUCACGCGUUCAGCGUCAAGCGCCCAAAGACGUCGAGAAGAAGAAGAAAAAAGCAGGAGACGCGGGCAAGCAGGAAGCCCCAGAAAAGGUCGUGAAGCGACGUGCAGAAGCUGGUUUCGGGUACACAGAUAUUAUCGAGGCGACGCAAGACGUUGAAGGACUUGCAUACCGCCCACGUACUGCCGAAACUCGUGAAGUUUACGAAGUCAUGCUAUCCACGGUGCACCAAGUUCUGGGCGACCAAGCACAGGACAUUGUUCGCAGUGCGACCGACACCGUCCUUGAAACACUCAAGAACGAGGGCAUGAAGGACUUUGACAAGAAAAAAGAGAUCCAGGAGGUGUUGGGUCCUAUUUCCAACGACGUGUUUUCUCAGCUAGUGGCCCGAGCGCAAAAAAUUACCGACUAUGGCGCCGAGGAUGAGACGAUGGCAGACCCAGACAUGGAGCGCAAGGAUGCCGAAAUUGAUGACGAAGUUGGAGUUGCAGUCGUAUUCGACGAGGAGGAGCAAGAGGAUGAGGACGAAGAAGGCUACGAAAUUCGGGACGGUUCAGACGAGGAAGGUGACGAAGAGGAGGCAGAAGUAGAUGAAACUGCACCAGAAGCUGAGGAAGCAGGUCCUGAGGAGCUUGUCAUUGGUGGCUCGUCAACUCGUGGCACGGGCAAAGCCAAAGCAGACAAAGACAUCGUCUCGCCGCACGCGAUUGAUGGUUUUUGGGUGCAACGUCAGAUAUCGGAAGUUUACCCGGAUCCAGUUACUGCAGCAGACAAGGCAGCGUCUGUGCUCUCUAUUCUCGGUUCGGAAUCAGGCCUGCGCGAUUGCGAGAACCAGUUGAUGGAGCUGUUCGAGUUCCAGAGCUUCCAUGUAAUCACAAAAUUCCUCAAAAACCGGGACGUGGUGGUAUGGUGCACGAAGCUCAUGCGGAGUGACGCAGAUGAGCGGGUCAAUGUCGAGGUGGCUAUGCGAGAGAAGGGCGUCGGUUGGAUCUUGCGAGAGCUUGCUGGAGACCGCCAGGCCAAGAAGGCGCAGGAUGAUGCCAUGGAUGUGGACGAGAAAAAGAUAGCAGUACCGAAGACAGCGACCCUUGCACCAGGCUCUACGGUGCAACCAAAGCGCACAGUCGACCUAGAGAGCAUGGCAUUCAGUCAGGGGGGGCAUCUGAUGUCCAACAAGAAGUGUAAGCUUCCUGAGGGCUCAUUCAAGCGGGCACGCAAGGGAUACGAGGAGAUCCAUGUCCCUGCACCGCAGAAAAAGCAAGGUGGUGAGGAAGAGCUUGUACCAGUCACCGCACUUCCGGAGUGGGCAAGAAAGGCAUUCACCGUGCCCAAGCUCAAUCGAGUUCAGAGCAAGCUUUACCCAGUUGCCUUCGGUACAGAUGAACCCCUCUUACUCUGUGCGCCUACCGGCGCUGGUAAGACCAACGUCGCCAUGCUUACCAUCCUUAAUGAGUUGUCAAAAUAUCGCGAUGAGGCUACAGGCGAAUUUGCCCUCGACGAUUUCAAAAUUGUCUAUAUUGCACCCAUGAAGGCUCUUGUCCAAGAAAUGGUUGGCAACUUUAACGCGCGGCUGAACGUUUUCGGGAUCAAGGUUGGCGAGCUCACAGGCGACUCUCAAAUGACGAAACAGCAAAUCUCGGAGACACAGAUCAUUGUCACCACACCCGAGAAGUGGGAUGUCAUCACGCGCAAGAGUACCGACACGAGUUACACCAACCUCGUUCGGCUCAUGAUUAUUGAUGAAAUUCAUCUGCUGCACGACGAGCGUGGACCUGUGCUUGAGAGUGUUGUGGCACGAACGAUACGGAGGAUGGAGCAAACAGGAGAGUACGUUCGCCUAGUCGGUCUCUCAGCUACGCUUCCGAACUACCAAGACGUUGCAACAUUCCUCCGCGUGGACGAAUCGAAAGGUCUCUUCUAUUUCGACGCCUCGUAUCGUCCGUGUGCGCUUCAGCAGCAGUUCAUCGGUGUCACCGAGAAGAAGGCUAUCAAGCGUUUCCAGGUCAUGAACGAAGUUUGCUACGAGAAGGUACUUGACCAAGCGGGCAAGAAUCAGACACUCGUUUUCGUGCACUCUCGCAAGGAGACUGCCAAGACCGCCAAGUUCAUUCGCGACAUGGCCAUGGAGAAGGAGACGAUAACGCAGUUCGUUCGUCCCGACUCAGCGACGCGUGAGAUCCUCACGGAGGAAGCAGGCAAUGUCAAAGAUGGCAAUCUGCGUGACCUCUUGCCGUUUGGAUUCGCUAUUCACCACGCCGGUAUGACUAGAGAAGACCGAAAUCUCGUCGAGGAGCUUUUCGCAGAUGGUGCAGUCCAGGUGCUCGUCUGCACAGCAACGCUCGCAUGGGGUGUCAACCUCCCGGCACACACCGUCAUCAUCAAGGGCACGCAGAUCUAUAACCCCGAGAAAGGCCGCUGGGUUGAACUCUCUUCCCAGGAUGUGUUGCAGAUGCUCGGUCGUGCUGGUCGUCCGCAAUAUGACACAUAUGGUGAGGGCAUCAUCAUCACGAACCACGCCGAGCUGCAGUACUACCUCAGCUUGCUGAACCAGCAGUUGCCAAUCGAGUCCCAGUUCGUAUCGAAGCUUGCAGAUAACCUGAACGCAGAGAUCGUUCUUGGAACUGUUCGCAACCGCGACGAGGCCGUCCAGUGGUUGGGGUACACUUACCUCUAUGUUCGUAUGCUGAAGUCCCCAGGACUGUAUGGCAUCGGCGUUGAUUACCAAGAGGACGACAAUGGUCUUAUCCAGAAACGCGCUGACAUUGCACAUUCUGCCGCCGUCCUGCUGGAGAAAUGCCAUCUCGUCAAGUACGAGCGUCAAUCUGGUCGUUUCCAGAGCACUGAGCUUGGCCGCAUUGCGUCUCACUACUAUGUCACAUACAAUUCCAUGGCUACGUAUAACCAGCAUCUGAGACCAACCAUGUCGACAUUGGAACUGUUCAGGGUGUUUGCGCUCUCAAACGAGUUCAAACUUCUGCCGGUCCGUCAAGAGGAGAAGCUUGAGCUCGGUAAACUGUUGGAACGUGUGCCCAUUCCAGUGAAGGAAAGCGUCGAUGAACCCGCAGCGAAGAUCAACGUCCUUCUACAGGCUUACAUAUCGCAGCUUAAACUUGAUGGUUUCGCUCUCGUGGCCGACAUGGUCUUCGUCCAGCAAUCCGCCGGCCGUAUUCUUCGUGCUAUGUUUGAGAUCUGCCUGAAGCGAGGGUGGGCAGUGCCAGCGCGUGCAUGCCUUGACCUAUGUAAGAUGGUUGAACGCCGAAUGUGGGGCUCCAUGACGCCACUUCGCCAAUUCAAGGGCGUUCCGCAGGAGGUCAUCAGAAAAGCGGAGGGAAAACAAUUCCCAUGGUAUCGCUACUUUGAUCUCGACCCUCCAGAAAUCGGUGAGCUCAUCGGCAUCCCAAACGCCGGAAGGCUCGUGCAUCGCUUGGUCCACAGCUUCCCCAAGCUGCAGCUGCAAGCACAAGUGCAGCCCAUAACCCGCUCACUUCUUCGUAUCGACUUGUCUAUUGUCCCUGACUUCCGAUGGGACGAGAAGACUCACGGAACAGCUGAGACAUUCCUCAUCAUGGUUGAAGAUGUCGAUGGAGAGAUUGUUCUUUUCCACGACUCAUUUGUUUUGCGCCAGCGCUAUGCUGAGGACGAACAUAACGUCACCAUCACGGUUCCCAUGUUUGAACCCGUGCCCCCGAACUACUACAUAUCUGUCGUCUCCGACCGAUGGUUGCAUGCCGAGACCCGACUACCCAUUUCCUUCAAACACUUGAUUCUCCCAGAAAAGUUCCCGCCUCCCACUCCUCUUCUCGAGCUGCAGCCACUUCCGCUGUCUGCCCUGCACAACAAGGAUUUCGAGAGCAUAUACUCGUCCACCAUUCAGACAUUCAAUAAGAUCCAGACGCAGGUCUUCCAGGCGCUAUACACAUCUGAUGAGAAUGUCUUUAUUGGCGCACCUACUGGAAGCGGCAAGACUAUCUGUGCCGAAUUUGCUCUGCUCCGCCUUUGGAGCAAACGGGAGCAGCCCAGGGCGGUUUGUAUUGAACCCUACCAGGAAAUGGUAGACCAGCGUGUUGCGGAGUGGCGCCAGAAGUUCAGCGGCCUGCAGGGCGGCAAAAAGAUUGUAAGCCUCACAGGAGACACCAGCGCUGAUCUCCGACUCCUUGAGAAGGGUGAUGUCAUUGUUUGCACCCCAUCCCAGUGGGAUAUCCUGUCUCGAAGAUGGCGACAGCGCAAGAAUGUGCAGAACAUCGGGCUAUUGAUUGCAGACGAAAUCCAGCUCGUAGGUGGAGAAGUGGGUCCGACGUACGAAGUGGUGAUCUCUAGGACCCGCUAUGUCUCUGCGCAAACGGAGAUUAAGACUCGCAUUGUCGCCUGUGGUGUCUCACUCGCUAAUGCCAGAGACCUCGGUGAAUGGAUGGGUGCACCAUCGCAUGCAAUAUUCAACUUUUCGCCUAGCUCGAGGCCGCUGGACAUGGAUAUACAUCUCCAAAGCUUCACCAUCCCUCAUUUCCCUUCCCUGAUGAUCUCCAUGUCUAAGCCUGCUUAUCUCGCUAUUGUUGAGCACGCACCGACCAAACCCGUCGUCAUAUUCGUCCCAUCAAGACGCCAGUGCCGCCUUACGGUUGACGACUUGCUGGUCCACUGCGGAGCAGACAGCAACCCCGAUCGCUUCUUGAAUAUCGAAGAAGCCGACUUGCAGCUCCACCUCGACCACAUCAAGGAGAAUGGUCUUGUCGAAUGCCUAAAACAUGGUAUAGGGUAUUAUCACGAGGCGCUCGAUAAGAAAGACAAACACAUUGUCGAACGUUUAUUCCAGUCUGGAGCAAUCCAAGUUUUGGUGGCGUCUAAGGACACUGCAUGGAGUCUACCCGUCGCAAGCUACAUGGUGAUCAUAAUGGGCGUGCAAUACUACGAGGGCAAAGAGCAUCGAUAUGUCGAUUACCCAGUCAUGGACGUCCUACAAAUGAUGGGUCGUGCUUGCAGACCAAUGGAAGAUGAUCGCAGUCGAUGUGUCCUCAUGUGUCAGCAGACACGCAAGGACUUCUACAAGAAGUUCCUCGCAGAGGGUCUGCCCAUCGAGUCCCACCUGCCCACCCAUCUGUUGCACGACUAUUUCCUCGCCGAGAUCGCCGUCAAGACGAUUGAAAACAAGCAAGAUGCGAUGGAUAUCCUGACGUGGACGUACUUCUACCGCCGAAUGACCCAAAACCCCAACUACUACAAUCUUCACAACGUCAGCCAUCAGCAUUUGUCAGAUCACUUGUCGGAACUUGUGGAGAACACCUUGCAAGAACUGGUUAACUCAAAGUGUAUCUCGAUAGAAGAUGAAAUGGACGUUUCGGCACUGAACCUCGGGAUGAUUGCGGCGUACUACAAUAUCUCCUACGUCACCGUGGAAGUGUAUACCCUGUCACUGAAGGAGCGGACGAAACUCAAAGGUCUUCUUGAAGUUGUUGCCUCUUCUGCAGAGUUCGAGUCGAUUCCUAUCAGGCGACACGAAGACACCAUUCUGCGUCGCAUCUACGACCGCGUUCCCGUCAAGCUCGAUCGUGCAGACUUCGAAGCUCCGCACUUCAAGACAUUCCUUCUCCUUCAGGCUCAUUUCUCCCGUAUCCAACUGCCGCCCGACUUGGCAGCGGACCAAGUUUUAGUUCUGGAGAAGGUUUUGAACCUGCUAUCAGCAUGUGUAGAUGUCAUGUCCUCAAACGCAUGGCUGAAUGCAUUGGGAGCAAUGGAUUUGUCGCAGAUGUGUGUACAGGCGAUGUGGGAGACCGAUUCGCCCCUCAAGCAAAUCCCUCACUUUGAGCCGGAGGUCAUCAAACGUUGCAAGGUUGCCGGAAUCGAGUCUGUCUACGACGUCAUGGAGAUGGAAGAUGACAAACGCAACGAUCUUUUGAAGAUGGAUAGUCGUCAAAUGCGCGAUGUAGCGACGUUCGUCAACUCAUACCCCACCCUUGAUGUGUCCUUCAAGCUUGACAAGGGAGAAUAUACCGCUGGUGCACCUAUCACCAUGCAGGUUACCCUUGCCCGUGACGCAGAUGAGGAGGAUCCCGAUGACCAAACUGUUGUUGCACCUUUCUACCCAACGAAAAAGAUAGCGAACUGGUGGCUCGUAGUCGGGGAGCCGAGCACGAAACAGCUGCUAUCAAUCAAGCGCGUCACCGUCACCAAGAGUCUCUCGGUGAAAUUGGAGUUCACGCUACCAAAAGGAGAGCACGCUUUGAAACUCUUCGUUAUCUGCGAUUCGUACGUUGGCGCAGAUCAUGAUCUAAGUUUGGAUCCCAUUGAUGUUGCUGAGGGUGAGGACAGUGACAGCGAUGAUGAUAGUGGAGAUGAGAUGGAGGAGUAGUUGCUAUGCUCUUGUAAGAUUUCGAUGUAUCUCUACCGUCAUUGUCGUAUAGCUUUUUGCCGAUUGUUAAUUGUAUGGUUUAUCUAUUACUCGCUUGGAUAUACUGCAAAUUUCUGACAGCUACAGACUUUGUCGUACGAAGCUAACUACUGGUAUCUUGUCAUCAG
Molecule: messenger RNA, 6777 nt
Organism: Suillus clintonianus
Lineage: Eukaryota; Fungi; Basidiomycota; Agaricomycetes; Boletales; Suillaceae
Product: putative RNA helicase
Exons: 13
Coding region: 107-6610 (2167 amino acids)
Cellular component (GO): nucleus
Molecular function (GO): ATP binding; nucleic acid binding; ATP hydrolysis activity
Source: RefSeq, a predicted model, not a curated record